AUGUCCAGGUUUCAGGAUCUUGAAGAUUUCUUCAGCCGGCGGCUGCUCGCUGCUGUUAACGGAGACCUCUCAGGACGAUCAGCAACAUCUGUGUAUGAAGAGGAGCUCCAACGGCAAAGGAAACUGCUGAGUGUGAUUUUAAUGCCUGAAAUCAAACUGAAGAGAGCAGGUUAGUUCACCUUCUUCUUCUUCUUCAACAUGAGAAACGAACAAGAGAAAACCACCGAAGAUCAAAACCUGUUGACAAACAGAACAGCAACGUCACUGACCUUUGAAGAUCAAUACUUGUUGGUAAAAAGAACAGCAACGUCACUGACCUUUGAAGAUCAAUACUUGUUGACAAAAAAAAAUCACACAAAUCCUUCAGUCCCGGACUGGACCAUGUUGUCGACCGCUUGCUUCUCUAGUUAUACCAACUUUAGUAACGACCGCAGGAUAGAAAUACAGAGAGCCACGCCCCCAACCAAAACGCCACUCUAUAGCCACAAAUAAUGCUCAGAACAGCACCUAACUUCAUCAACAGGACAUAUAGGGUCACAGACAUAGUACUAGACACCAAACAUCUUUUUAACUUUGACUAAUUUCUUUAGCAAAGAGACUAAACACAACUCACCUACUCUCUUCCAGCAGACGCUUGUUUGUAGAGAGACCUCAGGCCAGUCCAUUACAGACUAUUAUCUGUAUUAUUAUUGAGCAUUAUUUGUGGCUAUAGAGUGGCGUUUUGGUUGAGCGCGUGGCUCUCUGUAUUUCUAUCCUGCGGUUGUUACUAAAGUUGGUAUAACUAGAGAAGCAAGAGGUCGACAACAUUCAUCUCUGGAGGGGGGGUCUAACUCUGUGUUACGGUGGGUUUGACCCUAAAUUAAUUUUUAUGCAGAACUAUCCCUUUAAGCUGAGAGGCAACAGAUGAAACUCAAACACGACUUAAAAAAGGCGCGAAUUCAACCCACGUAUCAUUCGUUCACUGGUUUUUCAAAAUAAAACCAAACGUUAAAAACAAGAAAUGACGCUCAUCUAUUUCCUAAACAUGGUUAAGAAAAAAAGGAUACCGACUCGUUUUCCCAAUAUGUUGUGUUCAAAUACAAAAUGGUAAAAUCGGAUAACGACAAAGUUUAUUCAAUUGUUCCACAUCCGACUAGAACAAGCUGCGUGACCCGGAAGUGAUGCUCCGUGUCUUUUUUGUUGAUUGAAUAUCACGGUUGGAAAUAGAUAUCAAACAUAGAAAAAGGACUGUUUUAUUUUUGUUUUAAAAUAGAAACACCAAAAUAAUGAAAUAAAGCUUGAUUUUCUUUUCUGCUGUCUGGAACGAGUAAGGAAAAGUCAAAGAACAGUUCAGUUUCAAUCUUUUACAGAUGAAUAGACACAAAUCGAAAAAGUGCCCUUAUAUUUGUUUGCUACUGGUGGAGGAGAAAUCCAGGUGGUGGCACGUAGUAUGCAGUUUUAGUAUUGGGGCCACAGUGAGAAAAUAAUAUUUUCAUACAAAGUCAUAAAAUUACAACAAUAAAGUCAUAAAUUGACAGGAAUAGAGUCGUAAAUAAACAAGAAUAAAAUCAUACAUUUACAGGAAUAAAGUCAUUUUAUCACAAGAAUAAUGUCAUAAAUCUACAAACAAAUAUAAGGGUAAUUUUUUGAUUUGUGUUUUCUGCUUUAUUCCUUUGUAAUGUUAGAAGUUAUUAUUAAAAAUCAAACCAUUAUUUGACUUUUCUUUACUCCUUCCAGACAGCAGGAAAGAAAAUCAAGCUGUAUUUCAAUUUUGGUGUUUCUAUUUUAAAACCAAAAUCAAUAACCAGUUGUUUUUUCUAUUUUUGAUAUCUGUCUCCAAACCUUAGAUCUAGGCCAGGAACAAUAACAAAUUUUGCGGGAUGAUAAAAGCAAGAAUCUCUAUCCAAAGUUUGUCUCCAACAUAGAUGCCAAGCUUAUCUUGAUGUGUCUUUCUGUACUUUGGUGUUUCCUGCAGAUGUCCAGCAGCUGUCAGUGAUUAAAGAGGAACCUCUUGAGCUCCAGGAGUGGAGCCCUGAUCUAAACCAAAAGGACACCAAGCACAUGCACAUUAAGGAGGAGGAACCCUGGAGCAGUCAGGAGGGAGAGCAGCUUCAAGGGUUUGAGGAGGCUGAGGCCACCAUGUUCCCAUUCACUGUUGUCAUUGUGAAGAGUGAAGAGGAUGAAGAAAAACCUCAGCCUCCACAGCUUCACCCAAAACCAAUUCAAAAGAUGGAAACAGGAGAUGAUGAAGAAAUCUGUGGAGUUUCAGAACCAGCUGGAAACUCAAAUCCUGUGAGUGAUAACGGGUCAGAAGACUCCUCUGAGACUGAUGAUGAUGAUGAUUGGAAGGAGACCAGAGAGGAUCAGUCAGGAUUAAACUCUGGGAAAUUAAUGAAAAGAAGAGGACAGAAAACUGUCAUGAAAUCUCACAGCUGCUCUGAGUCUGGUAGAAGAUUUAAUUCUCAAGAGGCUUUCAUCAGACACAUGUUGGUUCACACAAUGGAGAAACCUUUCAGCUGCUCUAAGUGCAGUCAAAGAUUCAACUGUCAACAGGCUCUGAAAAUACACAUGGUCGUUCACACAGGAGAGAAACCUUUCAGCUGCUCUGAGUGUGGUAAAAGAUUUUCACGAAAACAACAUCUGACCACACACAAUUUAGUUCACAAAGGGGAGAAACCUUUCAGCUGCUCUGAGUGUGAUAAAAAAUAUUUUGAUAAAAGGUCUCUUGCCAACCACAUGUUGGUUCACACAGGAGAGACACCUUUCAGCUGCUCUGAGUGUGAUAAAAAAUAUUUGGUCAUGAGUGCUCUGGCCAGACACAUGUUAGUUCACACAGGGGAAAAACCUUUCAGCUGCUCUGAGUGCGGGAAAAAUUUUUCACUUAAACAGAGUAUGAUCAGACACAAAGUUAAUCAUUCAGGAGAGAAACCUUUCAGCUGCUCUGAGUGUGAUAAAAGAUUUUCCCAAAAAAACCAAGUGACUAAACACAUGUUACAUCACAGGAAAGAGAAACCAUUCAGCUGCUCUGAGUGCGAUAAAAGAUUCAAAUUUAAAGAGGUUCUUAAACGACACAUGUUAUUUCACACAGGAGAGAAACCCUUCAGUUGUUCUGAUUGUGGUAAAAGAUUUACACAAAAAAGUGAUCUGGCCAGACACAUGUUAGUUCACACAGGAGAGAAACCCUUGGGUUGUUCUGAUUGUGGUAAAAGAUUUACACAAAAACAAGAUCUGGCCAGACACAUCUUAGUUCACACAGGGGAGAAACCUUUUAGCUGCUCUGAGUGUGAUAAAAAAUAUCGUGAUAAAAGGUCUCUGGCCAAACACAUGUUUGUUCACACGGGGGAGAAACCUUUCAGCUGCUCUGAGUGUGGUAAAUCAUAUUGUGAGAAAAGGGAUCUGACCUUACACAUGUUACGUCAUACAGGAGAGAAACCUUUCAGCUGCUCUUAG
Xyrichtys novacula (pearly razorfish) is the source of this 3429-nucleotide messenger RNA. Lineage: Eukaryota; Metazoa; Chordata; Actinopteri; Labriformes; Labridae. The record is from the annotation of a GenBank genome assembly.